CAUACUUAAACGGUUAUUAAAAAAGUGAUUAGACGUUUUAUUAAAUAAUGACAACUACCAUUCCCGUACCCGAGUGGUUAAAUGCUGAGCUCUUCGUUAGUGUUUUAGAGAAAAAUGUAGAAAAUUUUGGCAAAAUACAAAACUUUGUAGCUAAGCCAGCAUUUGCUGCGGGAGAGAACUAUUUAUCUACAUUAUGGUCCAUAGAAAUUGAGGUAGCAUUAAAAGAUGGUUCUACAAAAAACCUAAAAUAUAUGCUGAAAGUACCCCCCGAGUCUCCGCAGGCCAUGGCUAUAGUAACCAUGUUGAACUCCUUUAAACGUGAAUUGAUUUCAUAUUAUGAACUUUUGCCAGCUUUUGAAAAAAUGUAUGAGAAGCAGGGACAUAAUGUGCAUAUUGCACCAAAGGCUUUUAAAUUCGACAAAGAUUUAGGCAUGGAUGUUAUUCUAAUGGAGGAUAUACGUGUGGAUGGCUAUAAAACUAUGAAUCGCUUGGAGGGUCUAGAUAUGGAACAUACAAAAUGGGCUUUGAAAAAACUGGCACAAUUCCAUGCAGCCUCUGCUACUUAUAUUGCUGAGAAAGGCAGCUUACCAGAACUGCUAAUGAAACCAAUGUUAAAUGAACAAAUGUUGAGUGUUUUGGCACAAUCCCAGAAGCCGCAAGAAGAAAAAUUAUUGCAAAGUUUAGCUCUGUAUAAGGCAGAACAUUUAAGAGAGAAAAUUAUAAAUUUCCAUCCCAUUUAUAUUGAACAGCUGCGUGAGAGUGAUAAUGACAGUACUCAAAACCCAGAUGGUUUUUAUGUGUUCAGUCAUGGCGACUGCUGGUCCAACAACAUAAUGUUCCAACACGAUGACAUGGGUCAUAUAAUCGAAACAUUAUUUGUGGACUUUCAAGCUGGUCGUUAUGUUACACCUGCAUUAGAUUUACAAUACUUUUUACUGUCAUGUCCUUGUUUGGAUAUAAAAAUAAAGUACUUUGAUUAUUUUGUGCAAUAUUACCACCAAGAGUUGGUAGAACAUUUAAAAAUUUUGAACUACACAAAAUCACUGCCAUCUGUAACUGAUGUUCAUAAAUGGAUUUACAAAACAAGUUUUAUGGGCUAUACUGUAAUACUAAAAGCUUUGCCAGUUUUCUUAUUGGAUCCCACAACUACAAACGAUAUUUCCAUGGAUAAUAUGAUGGGUGAUAAGUCGGGUGGUAGUGAUAUGCAACAUGCCAUGUAUACAAAUGAACGUUAUGUCAAGCAAUUGCAACAAAUUUUACCCUGGAUGGAAAAUCGUGGCUAUUUCGGAUGAAAUUUUCUGUUUAUAUUACUAUAGGAAACUUUAUUGCUAAACAUGUUAUUAGUCAUUAUAUUAUCUAAAGUAUUAUUUUGUUAUCUGUUAUCUUUAUUAUACUUAUUUGGUUUUGUAUUAAAACUAACUACUUAAUAAAGAAA
This is a messenger RNA of Calliphora vicina (urban bluebottle blowfly), 1435 nucleotides long. RefSeq lists its product as uncharacterized. NCBI's taxonomy places the organism in Eukaryota, Metazoa, Arthropoda, Insecta, Diptera, Calliphoridae. The transcript has 4 exons. The record is from RefSeq and is a predicted model, not a curated record. The coding region runs from base 48 to 1292 and encodes 414 amino acids.